AUGGCCCGGAUAAAUAAUCUAUUCACCCCGCGGCGGGCGCUUACGACCCUGGGUAUCUCUGUCCUUGCGAUAGCAGCUUCAGCCUCGGCCGAUGUUGCCGGAGAUCAUGGCCCAGGAAGCACUGCGCCUGUUCGCCCCUUUCGUCUCGACCAGGUACAGCUCGGCGCUGGCUUGCUCCAGGAGAAACGUGAUAGAAUCAAGGAAUUCGUGCAAGCAUACGAUGAGCGCCGCUUCCUGAUUCUGUUCAACAAUCAAGCCGGCCGACCAAAUCCCGAUGGCAUUGAGGUUCCUGGCGGAUGGGAAGACGGUGGGUUGCUCAGCGGACACUGGACUGGCCACUACUUGACAGCGCUCUCCCAAGCCUAUGCCGAUCAAGGGGAAGAGGUUUUCAAGACAAAGUUAGACUGGAUGGUGAAGGAAAUAGCCGCGUGUCAGGAUGCCAUCACUGCACGUAUGCACCAGAGCAACAACACCGAACAAACAAAUACAACCGCCAGUGCUCCCGAUUGGAUUCCAACGCACCCUGGUUAUGUUGGAGCUUUACCUGAAGAUACAGUGCUGCGGCUCGGUCCUCCACGCUGGGCUAUCUACGGAAGCGACCUCUCGAAGAACACUUGGGCAUCGUGGUAUACACAGCACAAGAUUAUACGAGGUCUAUUAGAUGCAUACUACAACACCAAUAACACACAGGCACUCGACGUGGUGGUGAAGAUGGCCAACUGGGCGUAUCUAGCACUCACCAUCGGAGAUAAGAGACAGCCCGGUUAUACUGGCAAUCUGACUAGGUCGGACCUCAACUACAUGUGGGAUCUGUACAUUGCUGGCGAAUUUGGUGGCGCCAACGAGGUGUUCCCAGAGAUAUAUCAGCUGACUGGCGACGAGCGGCACUUGUACACUGCCAAAGCGUUUGAUAACCGAGAAUCCCUGUUUGGUGCAGCCGUCCAAGACAACGACAUACUUGUAGUCCCGGCUGACAAGAUUCCCGGACGACGCCGUGCCCAACGAUUGCACGCCAACACGCACGUCCCUCAAUUCAUUGGCUAUAUGAGCGUCUUCGAGCACGGCGGCGGGCAAGAGUACUUUGACGCCGCAAAGAACUUCUACGGCUGGGUGCACCCGCACCGCCACUUUGCCCAUGGCGGUACGGGAGGCAACUAUCCAGGCUCCAACGACAACCCCGAACUGUUCCAGAACAGAGACAACAUUGUCAACGCCAUUGCUGACAACGGCGCCGAGACGUGUACUACAUACAACUUGCUCAAAUUGGCUCGCUACUUGUUCCUGCACGAGCACAACGCCACGUAUAUGGACAACUACGAGCGCGGCUUGUUCAACAUGAUCGCCGGCUCACGUGCAGACGAAAGCAGUACCGAGAGUCCAAUGCUUACCUACUUCCAACCGCUGACCCCAGGUUCAAGCCGCGAGUAUGAAAACACAGGCACUUGCUGCGGAGGCACCGGUAUGGAAAGCCACACAAAGUACCAGGAAACUGUGUACCUACGCUCGGCCGAUGGGUCCACGCUCUGGGUCAAUCUUUAUGUUCCCUCCACCUUGACGUGGGCAGAUAAAGGGUUUGUAGUCAAGCAAGAGACAAGGUUCCCGCGCAGCGACACCGUCAAGUUUACCGUCUCUGGCGAUGGGCCAUUGGACAUCAAUCUGCGCGUACCAGCCUGGAUCCGUAAGGGCUUCCAAGUCAAAGUCAACAAUGCGGUCUCGGAUGCCACCGCCACACCAGGUUCAUAUCUCACCAUCAGCCGCACAUGGGCUGCGGGUGACGUCGUCGAGGUCACCAUGCCCUUCACGCUACGCAUCGAACGCGCGCUCGACCGCCCAGACACCCAGGCCCUGCUAUGGGGUCCCGUUCUCCUUCAGACGAUAGGCACACCCGCGGGCGGUCAAACAUACCAUCAGCUCUCGCUGUACCGGCAUCUCAAGCUCGAUGGCGACUACGCGCGGGCAGCUGCCGUGAAGACUUCACCGGCUGGCGAUUCUAUCUUUAGCUUCGCCGGUAGCAAUGGCAACUUGACGGCGCGCCCGUACUACAUUGGCGACACCCAAGCCGCGUCUGCGUAUUUUCGCCGUGUAGAGCCCAGCGUUGUAUUUGGGUCUGUCGACACCAAGAUCGCCAACCGCAAACGCAAUGAUGGUUUGCCGCGGUAUGAUGUUCCUGUCGCGAACAUCACAUCGCCUGGAAAUGAUGGGCCAACUUUCCUGGACAUCGUCUGGGAUUCUGCACCGUUCAAGACCCACAGUGCUUUUGUAGGAACAGUUCAAAAUGUUGUUAAGGCAUUUGUGGCGGAUGGUGUGUAUACUCAGGCUGAGGCAGAUCGCAUUGUAAAGAGUGCGAAGGAUGCAAAGUCGCAGCUGGAGGCAUGA
Messenger RNA from Didymosphaeria variabile, 2376 nucleotides. RefSeq lists its product as uncharacterized. The coding region runs from base 1 to 2376 and encodes 791 amino acids. Lineage: Eukaryota; Fungi; Ascomycota; Dothideomycetes; Pleosporales; Didymosphaeriaceae. The transcript has 2 exons. Gene Ontology annotation, biological process: carbohydrate metabolic process. The record is from RefSeq and is a predicted model, not a curated record.